Messenger RNA from Naumovozyma castellii, 3396 nucleotides. It is a transcript of the gene PAN2, whose product is annotated as poly(A)-specific ribonuclease. Lineage: Eukaryota; Fungi; Ascomycota; Saccharomycetes; Saccharomycetales; Saccharomycetaceae. The transcript has a single exon. The record is from RefSeq and is a predicted model, not a curated record. Bases 1 to 3396 code for a protein of 1131 amino acids.
AUGAAUAACUGGCAACAUUCAUUUAACAACCCCGUCGAUCUAACAGACCACUUACAGAAACCCUAUUUGCGCUUUGAUAACAAGACUAAAGAUGCUACGAAAAUAGUAUUUGACGACAGGACAAAUUUGGUUUGGGCUGGUGAUACAUAUGGUUGUGUCUCGUCAUAUGAUCCCUCUUUCUCCCUCUACACUAGAUUCAGAGCUCACGUGGGCGCUAUACCAGUCAGGGACUUGUUGAGCCACAGGGAAGGUAUUUUAUCAUUAAGUGAAGAUUCACUUCAUUUUUCUAAUAGAAGAGGUGUAACUAUGUUUAACCUUACUAGUAUUGACAUUGCAACGUUUAGUGGAUUGAAGGCAAUGUGUUAUUCCUCACAGGAAAAACAACACAAACUGUACUGUGCAGGGGAAAAUACCUCUACGGGUAUCACUUGUGUGGACCUUAAGAAGGGACAAUUUGAGAAUGUGGUCUAUUACAAUUCCAAAGUAAAACUUUUGGCGUCUAAUAAUAAGCUUAUCUGUGUUGGGAAACAAUCCGGUUCUGUCGAUUUGUUAGAUCCAAACUCUAACCAAAUUGUCAAAUCAUUUUCAGCUCAUUCAUCUACCAUAUCAGGAAUGGAUAUUCGUGACUAUACUCUUGUCACCGUCGGAAAAUCUGAAAGAUUUUCGAAUCAAUAUGCUGACCCAUUUGUUAACGUUUACGAUUUAAGAAAUAUGAAACAACUACCACCAAUAUCAUUUUCAAAAGGGACAACCAUGGGUUCAGGGGGUGCAGAAUUUGUUCAACUUCAUCCAUUGUUACCCACGGUCAUGAUAGUUGCUACUGAGAAUGGAUCAUUUGACUUUAUUGAUCUUUCGAACCCAACAUUAAGAAAACAAUACGUUCACCCAUGUCAAUCAAUGAAGCAACUAACUCUCUCACCUAAUGGUGAUCAUUUGGCUAUUCUGGAAUCCAAUAAUUGUCUAAGUACUUGGUCUAGAUCUCCAACCAAUUCAAAUUUCACGAAUAUGCCAGAUAUCUUGGAAUUCCCAGACUUUGCAGAUGAUGGAAUUCAGGGCCCAGUUUCAAUCGAUGAUUAUGACUAUCCAUUAAGUAGUGUUGGAUUACCCUAUUACCACGAAAAAUUAUUGUCUGCCUGGCCUCGUACAAUCUUUAAGAGUCCUGGAACAAUCCCUCAAAGACAAAUUGAUAUGGUCAACUCAAUCGAUAACAACCACACAUUAAUCCUAAAUAAAUUACCAUCCAAUUCUCCACUUGCAAGCCUGGCGUCAGAAAAAUUCCCCUUCUAUCGUUAUGAUAAAAAUAAAUUCGGUCACAGAAACGUUAUGGAGAAGUAUGUUUCUCAGUAUGAUCUAAGAAAAAGGUUAACUUCUGAUAUGAAGCCAGAAGAAUUAUUGAGAUAUAAGGCAGUCAAUGAAUCGGAAAUCCCACCAGCAUUCGCCAGAUUACCGUCGACAUAUGGCCGUUUUGGAUCUACGAGUUUCGAUUUCGAGGCCUUUAAUAAAUCACCCUUCUCUGGAUUGGAUAAAGACGUUGAUAAUUCUUAUACCAAUGCCAUCUUACAAGUUUACAGAUUUGUUCCCGAAAUUUAUAAUUUUGUGGUAGGUUGCCUAAAGGAUGAAAAUCUUGACAGGACUUCUUUAUUAUCUGACCUUGGUUACUUAUAUGAUAUGAUGGCUAGGUCAAAGGGAAACAUUUGCAGUUCAUCGAAUUUUCAAGUUUCAUUGAACUCUAAUGAAGAAGCAUCUGAACUGAAUUUAACUCAAGAUAGUAACUUUAAGAAUGCACCUAACAAAAUUGAAAAUAAUAUUCCAUCUUUAGACCAUUUACAAAUUAAUCAAGACAAUAAUAAAUUGAAAGAAAAUUACGAAAAGCUACAGAAAUCGUUGUCUCAGAGAUUCAAUGAUUUUUUCCUAGGACAAUUGAUUCGAGAUGAAAAGGAAAGCACCGGUCAUAAUAUUGCCUUAGAACAAUGCUUUGGCUUCCAUUUAGAAACAAACGUUAAUGCGUCUUGUAAGGAUUACCCAAGGCAACUUACUGUUAUUCCUACUCUGACCGUAUUAUCACCGACAAGGAAUGGAGUGAAACAGAAUAACAAAAAGCUAAAUAACCAACCGAUUUUAUCAUAUAUCGAGACGUCUAUGAAAAGAAUAAAAUAUAUCAACAGCUGUUGUGAUACUUGUCACAAACAAGAGAUUGUGGAAUAUGAAAGGACUAUCAAGAACUUACCACCUGUAUUAUCAUUGGAACUUGUUUUAACAAAGUCAGAAUGGUCUACUGUAAAAACGAUUAAGAAUUGGUUAUCCAAAGAAUUCUAUGCCACCAUGCUAAAAGAUAAAGCUAUAGUAAGAUCAUCUCCAAACGACAUUAAAUCCACAAAUCAAAUCUUCAAGUAUGAAUUGAAUGGUUAUGUGGCAAGAAUAAAUGAAUCUAACAAUGAAACAAGACUAGUAACCUAUGUCAGAAUCUUUGAUUCCAAGACAAAUUCAUUCAAGUGGUAUAUGUUCAAUGAUUACUUAGUAGUAGAAGUCGACGAAGCUGAUGCGUUGAAUAUUUCAGCCUGGUGGAAAACACCUGAGAUAAUCAUAUAUUGUGAUGCAGAGGAAUUACGUAAACCAUUUUUUUCAGUGGAUACAUACUCAAUUAACUACGACAUCCUAUACAGGGACCAUUUUGCGAAAGGUGUUAAAGAUAAUGUUCGUACCGAAUACAAAUUACUUUCAAAAGCGGAAGCCCCUAAACCCGGAACUUUAAUUGCCAUUGAUGCAGAAUUCGUCAUUCUAAAUAAUGAAUUGAGUGAAAUUGAUUGUAAAGGUGUUAAGACUAUAGUAAGGGCCAAAAAAAUUGCACUGGCUAGAAUUUCUGUUAUUAGAGGUGAAAUAGGAGAAAUGUUUGGUGUUCCCUUUAUUGAUGAUUAUGUUGUCAAUAAUAACCACAUUGAGGAUUAUUUGACACGUUAUAGUGGUAUUCACCCUGGGGACUUGUGCCCAGAAACCAGUUCAAGGCCCUUAGUUACCAGAGAAGUAAUCUAUAGAAAAAUUUGGUUACUUAUGCAAUUAGGGUGUGUCUUUGUUGGUCACGGACUUUACAAUGAUUUUAAGAAUAUAAAUAUCAAUGUUCCAAAAACUCAAAUUAGAGAUACUGCAAUCUAUUUCUUACAAGGCAAAAGGUUUCUUUCAUUAAGAUAUUUGGCAUUUGUACUAUUGGGGCUUAAUAUUCAAGAGGGUGAUCAUGAUUCCAUUGAAGACGCACACACAGCUUUGAUUCUUUAUCGAAAAUAUUUAGAUUUGAAAGAGAAGGGUGCAUUAGAGAAAACGAUAGAAAACUUAUAUGAGGAGGGGCGUGCUUCCAAUUAUAAAGUACCAGAGAAUAUGGCAAAGAGUAGUACCAUUCAAUAA